CAUGGAACUAUCUUUCCAUCUCUUUCAGAUGUUGUUCACACCCAAGGUCCACUUGAUGGAAGCCUAUAUGCCCGGGUCCGCAAGAAAGACUCUCUGGAGGGAGUUGUCACCAUCAACGGCCUCCCAGUCCAUGAAAACCCCUUGACCAAUGCCGAGAACCCAUUACAACACCCCAGUCAUCCCCUCCAAACCACUGACCAGACCCUUCCUGUGACAGGCCACGCCUCCCUCCCUGCCGUCGAUCACACCUUAUCCGUGAGCAGCGACUCAGGCAACUCCACCGCAUCCAUCAAGACUGAUCGUACUGAUGAGCACAGCCAGUCCGUGCAGGGUGCCGUGAACCACAACAACCCAACAGCGACCCACCCGUCCCUGAGCCCGCAGGAGAAAAAAGAGCUCGACCAGCUUCUGAGUGGCCUCGAAGCACCAACUCACCAACGACAAGCCUACCUGUCCACGUCCACCAGUCCAGGAGGAGGUGUCCGACACCUGGUCCCAGCGCAGGUGCACGUCAACGGGGGCCAUACCAGGCUAGUUGCCGCCCCUUCAACAGAGGAGCGUGAGACAGAAAUUCUAGACGACGAGGUGCCCAAUAGCCAAGAGGGCAAUAGUGUGGACAGCUUGGGCACGCUCUCAUCCCUGGAGGGCCAGGCAACACCGGCUGACCUCUACUACCAAUCACAGACUCCCAGCAGCAAGCAAAACGACGGACCCUACCUUGAGAGAGUUGUUCUUGGGGAAAAGUUGAGCGAGAUGCCCGUGCAUGGAGUACAAACGCCCACGGCGAUGCAAGAGAGGUCUGUGAACUCUGCAUCGCCACAGGGGGGAUUCAAGAACUACCAGAACGGAGAAGGGAUGUACCGUUCACAGUCUUUUGGGAAUCCGCCAGCCGGCAGCCCUGAGACCAACCCGAAGCUGAUGCCCAGGGCCCCAGAGAGGAGCACCAGUAGCCGGGAGGCUGUUCAAAGGGGUCUCAACACCUGGCACCAGUAUAGCCUACCAGAUGAUCCCUUUGGCCCUCCUCUUCAGUCAACCCAUAGCUUGCCCCACUUCCCCACCUCAGCCUCGCAGCGGGACAUUGAGCAGUCCAUUGAGGCACUCAACAUGCUCAUGCUCGACCUGGACCCAAUCAACUCCCACAUGUCCAAGUCCCACAGUGCGCCUCCUGGGGAGGACAGCCUCAAUUCAUCCCAGGCACCCUUCUCGCAGACCCUUGCAAGACCGUCAUACCAAGCAGACUCUGCCAUCCAUGGUUACAACAACUCCGGGUCCGUCAACAACUCCUUUCAUCAGCCCCUGUGGGCGACUGGGAGAGCGUUGCCCAACCAGAGCCCCCUCAUGGAGUCCCCGGUCUAUUCUCCCCAGAGGUCCAACGCCGGCUACCAACACCAAAACACCACCCCAACACACACCCCUGAGCCCUACCUCCACACACACCAAGCAGCCCACCAUUACCCCACAGAUCCCUCCCCUAAUUUCAACCAGCAGGUGCCAGUGAAGCCUGUGAACUCAUACCCAGGAGGCGGGCUUUCCCACUCCCCGGACCCGCAGGACUCGUCUCCUUAUCCAGGCUACAGUGCCUCUUCCUCUCCUCUCCCCGCACUCACCCCCCAGCCAAAAGACACGUCUUCUUCAUCCUUGCCCAAAGAACAAGAUGCAGAGGAGGAGACGCUUAACUUGGAGGGCCUGGUAGCUCACCGCAUUGCCGGGGUUCGAUCCAGAGGAAUGACCCCAGAAGUGAUGCAGGAGACGGGUCGACGUCGGACAACCAGUGAGGGACAGUACCAGAGCAGCCAUGAUAACACGCCGAUGGUGGAUUCGCCGGACUUCGCCCACAAUCUGGCCCUCAACCCGGGAAGACGUCCCAGAGAGGGUCCCAUGCACAGCUACCGGGAGGCGUUUGAGGAUGACGAUGCGGACGGGUUUGACAACAGUCCCGCCUUUGGAGGCGGUGGUGAGAAUUCCCCCCAGACCCCAAGCUUCCCUGUGUCGCCACAGACUCCUUACUUCAACAUGUCUCGCUCUCCUCCAGGUUUAACCAAGACUCCUCUGUCAGCUCUGGGACUGAAGCCUCAUCACCAGGGCGGAUCAGACUCUGAUUCCAAUGAUGGAGAGCAAGAUAAUCGCAGUUUUGGGGACUGCAGAGCACAACCAUUCAACGUUCCUUUCUCCUCCAGCAGUCCCGUCCACAGCGCUGAUGGAAGGAGGAUUGGUUGUUCUCCGCACAGUCCCAUCCCCUCCUACCCUUACAGACCCACCUCCCCCGAGGGCUCCCAGGUCAACAUCAUGGGGGUCCACACCGUCCCCGGCAGCCCCAACACCCUCCACCGCACAGUGGCCACCAACACGCCGCCGAGCCCCGCCCUGCAGAGACGCCUGGGUCAAGCCAGCCCCUCAUUGGGCAGACACCCUACUCCAGCAGGCGUCCCUUCCAGCCCUCUGAUUGGCCGAAACCCUCAAACAGCAGCAGCUGGCGUGCCCCCCAGCCCCCUGAUGGGGCGCCGCACGGCGGCAAGCGGCCACAGCACACCUGACGAGCUGGGGGCCGCUUCCCGUCAGGGGAGCGCCCAACCGCCCUCCACGCCUGCCUUCCCCGUCUCCCCACAGCUGCCGGAGAAGAGGCACAUGUCCAGCGGAGACGCUGAGAGGACGGACAACAAGAACCUGACGCCGGCCAGCGGUGGCAGCACACCAAACCUGUCUGGCACACACACACUCCCAGACGUCUCAAAGUCCAUAUACGAUGGUUAUCCAGACAUUAAGAUGAACGUCAAGUUCGUCCAGGACACCUCCAAGUUCUGGUACAAGCCAGACAUCACCAGAGAGCAGGCCAUCAAUGUGCUGAAGGACAGGGAGCCCGGGGCGUUCAUCAUAAGGGACAGCCAUUCCUUCAGAGGAGCCUACGGUUUGGCCAUGAAGGUGGCCUGCCCGCCACCAACCAUCCAACAGACCAAAAAAGUUGGUGACAUGACUAAUGAGCUGGUGAGGCACUUCCUGAUUGAGACGAGCCCCAAAGGCGUCCGUCUGAAGGGUUGUCCCAAUGAACCCUACUUUGGUUGUCUUUCUGCUCUGGUGUACCAACACUCGAUGACUCCGCUGGCUCUGCCCUGUAAGCUGAUGAUCCCCGCCAAAGACCCAAAUGAAGAGGCUUUGGAGCUCGCCACACCUAUUGAUCCAGCUGUUGAACUUCUGAAGCAGGGAGCAGUUCAGAAGGUUGCUGAGGAGGCCCAUGCGUGCAAUGUUCUCUACAUCAACUCCGUGGACAUGGAGUCUCUCACGGGUCCUCAGGCCAUUGCCAAGGCGAUCAGUCAGACACUGGCGACCAACCCUCUGCCUGCCGCGACCACCGUGCACUUCAAAGUGUCCACACAGGGCAUCACGCUCACCGACAGUCAGAGGAAACUUUUCUUCAGGCGACACUAUCCCAUCAACACGGUAACCUACUGCGACAUUGAUCCCCAGGACAGAAAAUGGGGCAAAGAAGGAGGGGGUUCAGUGAAGCUUUUCGGAUUCGUGGCGAGGAAACAAGGAAGCACAACAGACAAUGUCAGCCACCUGUUUGCUGAGCUGGACCCAGAUCAGCCCGCCUCCGCCAUCGUCAGCUUUGCCUCCAAAAUGAUGAAGCGGUGAAACCCCCAAUGUCCGAAUGGCAGCGGCCAUUUCGAAAUCUUCCUUCGUCAUUGGUGUCUUUUUCCACCAGGACUCGAUGAUGUCCUUUUUUUCUGUUUCCUGUUGGUUUGUUUCUGUUUCCCUUCUCUCUAUUUUUCUCUCUGCCUUGCUGGUUUGUCUUGACUUUGGACAUUUUUGGAAGAGUCUCUACUUGAGGGAUUUGGUGUGGAAUCCAGAGUGGCUCUAGUGGAAGUGUGGUGUGGAACUGUGAACGUGACAAACAUGGAGGCCAUUGAAGGGAGGGAAUGUACUAACAUGGGAACCUGUACUAGGAGAAAUGCUAGUUAAAGACUAAAGGAACAACGCUAAGUUCAGUCGAGGAACACGUAAGGACACGUAUGUUUCAGGGUUUUCCGUUGUCGAUUUUGUUGAUUGAUUUACCAAAGGUAGUUGCAAUACAAGUGCAAGAAAGAUGUAGCUAUUAAGCCAUUAUUAUUUCCUCUUUUCAAAAGAUGAAGUGUUGAACAAAACAAAAAGAAAAAAAAGAAAAAUACGGUUUCUUCUUGAACUUGUCUUCAGGAAAAAAGUUGGCCUUGAUGGCUUUUAGCAAAACAUUGUCUGAAGACCUUAUGCAUGUUAGCUUGAUCUUUAAGCUUGGUUCUUCUACCUUCCACAAAAAUCAUUGUGAAAUCCUUAGAGUGGUCAUUUUUCGGGUCUGUUGUGUUUUGGAAAGGGCUCUACAGUGAAACAAAGACUGAUCUAAACUGCGCAUAGCAAACCAGACUUUAAAAAAAACAAAAAAAAACACCACGCUGAGGUCACCGCACCUUGUGUCAAUGCACACUUACAUCACUUCGACGCCCGGUCCAAGCCUGAUCUCUCUCUCUCUCUCUCAAAACUCGCUUAUUGGAUUCCUGAAAUCAGCAAGCUCCUGAUAGCAUGGCAGUCGGAGAGAGGAAGACUGUUUGUCCACAA
Molecule: messenger RNA, 4584 nt
Organism: Anarrhichthys ocellatus (wolf-eel)
Lineage: Eukaryota; Metazoa; Chordata; Actinopteri; Perciformes; Anarhichadidae
Product: tensin-like
Exons: 17
Biological process (GO): fibroblast migration
Cellular component (GO): focal adhesion
Molecular function (GO): protein binding
Source: RefSeq, a predicted model, not a curated record